Molecule: messenger RNA, 542 nt
Organism: Ornithodoros turicata
Lineage: Eukaryota; Metazoa; Arthropoda; Arachnida; Ixodida; Argasidae
Exons: 7
Coding region: 30-542 (170 amino acids)
Source: RefSeq, a predicted model, not a curated record
CCAAAAGUAUCAAUGAGGCUUACGGGGAGAUGCCUUAUGAUGAGGACAGGGAAACAGAUUCAGAGUGCAACAGCUAUGUACCUCCAAGACCACCUACACCCCCAACGUACAUGGAUUUGUCUGGCUCUGGAACCACAAACCUCGGAACCAUACCAGUUGACGCAGGGCCACCCACCGCUGUACAGGCAUCACAAGUGACAAGAAGUCACGUCGAGCACGCUCUAAGUGAAGCUAGGCAGAGAGCCCGCAGCUGGAGAGAGCCCCCACGUAGCUACACUAAUACAGCCAUGCGGGGGGCAGGCGCCGCAUCUUGGGAUACCUUUCCUGUGUACAGUGAAGGGAACUUUGGCUACCCUCAGUCGCUGCAUCCUGAUUCUGAAAUAACACAGCCAACUUGCAGCACAGCAAGCUUCACUGGGAGAAUGCACCAACACCUGCAACACACCAGCACUAGCCCAAUGCCUACAAAUAGCUGUACGUCGGCACACCAUACACAGGGAGACAGUUAUAUUCCACCCCAGCAGAACAGAGGACAGGCGUGA